This is a messenger RNA of Acaulospora morrowiae, 170 nucleotides long. Lineage: Eukaryota; Fungi; Glomeromycota; Glomeromycetes; Diversisporales; Acaulosporaceae. The record is from the annotation of a GenBank genome assembly.
AUGACGGACAGGAGGGCCACUACAAAAAAAUAUUUGGAAAUUAUUGUGCACCUUGUACGUUUGGGCAUGGUGACUUCUCUCUACCUCACUAAAUUAAACUACGACUUCAGAUGUGAACGAGAAGAAAUUGUGGCAUAUCGAAAACUAUCAAGAGAAGCGCAUGAUCUAAG